Messenger RNA from Cavia porcellus (domestic guinea pig), 2124 nucleotides. It is a transcript of the gene Adprm, whose product is annotated as ADP-ribose/CDP-alcohol diphosphatase, manganese dependent. The record is from RefSeq and is a predicted model, not a curated record. The coding region runs from base 728 to 1774 and encodes 348 amino acids. Lineage: Eukaryota; Metazoa; Chordata; Mammalia; Rodentia; Caviidae. Gene Ontology annotation, molecular function: ADP-ribose diphosphatase activity; 2',3'-cyclic-nucleotide 2'-phosphodiesterase activity; manganese ion binding. The transcript has 5 exons.
GCCCUGUUUAGGUUCGGCCAAGUACCAUUACAAGUCGCUGACCUCUCUGCAUCCUCAAAAGUAGAAGUAGACUGGUGAUUCUUCAGAUAAUUCUUAAUUUUAAAAAAUGAUAAUAAUAAUUUAAGAAGUUAAAGUGAUCUCCGAAAGGAAGGUACGUCAAGUGCCCAGCACUUCUAGCUACCAGGACCCAUCGCCAUCUGAUUAUAAAGCGCAGCGCCCUACGAAGUAUUUACUGCGUCAGGCCUUCCCUUUAACUUCGUAUCCUGCGGCGGUAGGUUCCUAAAAUGCUCUGCUGGAUCCUAACCGCUUUAGUGAAUCACCGUUUGUUGUGGCUUCCUCUUUGGGAACCGUUCAUGUUACUCGGAUAUACAUGAUAAUGAGGCUGAGAGAGUUUGUUUGUAGAUUCAUUUUACAUUCCGGGAAAUGUUAACUCGAAUUCAUUCCAUAAACCUUUAUGUUUUUGGUAUCUACAGUCUUCUUUGUACACACAGAGGAAAUUCCCCAUCUGUCUUCCUUAAUUACUUUUCACUCUCAUGUGGCUUUUUUCCCUCCCCAAGGGGCUUCAGAGCAAAAGGAACUAUUAGUUCAGUGAUUAUUGGACUGGAGCUUUUUCUUCUCUCUCGCCCCACCUCCCUCUCUCUGGAUUUGGCCCAACCGAGUAAGUGUGCCGCUGACUGACACAUUGGAGAAAACUGGCCUGUUUGCGAGUCUUCCUGUUUUAGACCUUAUGCUGUCAACAACCUCUUUGGAGGCUAUGGCUGAAGAGCCCGAUCCUGAGGCCCCACGAGACAGUUCAGAAUGGCUCUUCUCCUUCGGAGUUAUAGCUGAUAUUCAAUAUGCUGACUUAGAAGAUGGGUACAAUUUCCAGAGAAACAGACGGCGGUACUACAGACACAGCCUUCGUCACCUGCAGAGUGCCAUUGAAGAGUGGAACAAAGAAGGCAUCGUGCCCUGCUGUGUCCUCCAACUUGGGGAUGUCAUCGACGGCUACAAUGCGCAGUGUAAGACAUCCGAGAAGUCUCUAGAGCUCGUUAUGGACGCGUUUCAGCUGCUUCAAGUCCCCGUUCAUCAUACGUGGGGAAACCAUGAAUUUUAUAACUUCAGCAGAGACUACCUCACAAACUCUAAACUUAACACAAAGUUUCUAGAAGACCGGAUUAUGCAUCACCCCGAGACCGUCCCUUCAGAGAAUUAUUAUGCUUACCAUUUUGUCCCCUUCCCUGAAUUCCGGUUCAUUUUACUUGAUGCUUAUGACUUGAGUAUCUUGGGUAUAGAUCAGUCUUCUCCAAGAUACCAGCAGUGUCUGAAGAUUCUGAAGGAGCACAAUCCAAACGCGGAAUUGAAUAGUCCUCAAGGACUGUGUGAGCCCCAGUUUGUGCAGUUCAAUGGAGGAUUCAGCCAAGACCAGCUGAACUGGUUGAAUGAUGUUCUGAAGUUCUCUGACAUAAACCAAGAAAAGGUGGUGAUCGUGAGUCAUAUCCCCAUUUACCCAGAAGCCUCUGACUCUGUGUGCCUGGCCUGGAAUUACAGAGAGGCCCUGGAAGUCAUUUGGUCUCACAAGUGUGUGGUGUGUUUCUUGGCCGGUCACACACAUGACGGUGGCUACUCUGAAGAUCCUUCUGGUGUGCACCACGUCGACCUAGAAGGAGUCAUUGAAACUGCUCCAGACAGCCAGGCUUUUGGCACAGUUCAUGUCUACUCUGACAAAAUGGUGUUGAAAGGAAGAGGCAGAGUUCCAGACAGAAUUAUGAACUAUAAGAAGGAACUCCUCUGAGAUUGCUUUACCUUGUGUAUAGAAAGAGGAAGACUUUGCUCUGGGCUCGUUCCAGUCACACAACAAGGAAAUCACAAAAUAAAUAUCCUGAACCUCAUUGUUGUGCAUCUUUGAUAACCAAAUGUGUUCAUGCUUCAGAGUUUGUUGAUAAAAUACUUGAAAAUUGCACUUUCGAAUGAUACAUUCAUUCCUGAGAGUUAGAAAAAACAAAGGAGGAGUCUGCAGUGGGAGUAUAUAGUGCUAAUGAGGGAUCUUAGUUGUGUUUACCUAAAAAAAUGUUGGUUUAUAAAGAGAAUGUAUUCAUGUUAGCUGAAUAACUUAAAAUAUAAUAAAAAAUGAAGUUCUGUUAA